AUGGGUAAUCAAAAAGAAAAAGAUGAAACUGAAGAAAUAAAAAAAAUCAAUGAAGAUCCAUUACCACCAUCACCUAUUUUACAAUCAAAUCUAAAUCCAAUUUCAAAUUCUACCACUACCACCACCACUACAACCACCACUACUACAACCUCAGCAUCAAGACUGCAAUGUUCAUCAAAUAGUGAUAUAGAGAUUGAAAUGAAAGAAUUGCAAAAAGAGAAUGACGAUGGAUCAAUAGAUAUUAUUACACCAAAUUUUUACCCAAUACCUGUAACUACAUCAUUGGCAAUACCCCCACCAACAUUGGAUUUAACAGCAAAUUAUAAACCGUGUCCAUUCGAUAAUGGUAGUGGAGUAUGCGAAUUACACAAAUUUGCAAACCAAAAUCCCAUUCAAUUAUAUUAUAUGGAUACUUUAACAGCUACUGACAAUCUUCCAUUAAAUCUUUCAAAACCAUCAGAUAUUAAAAUACAGUUACCUCCUCCUGCACCCCCUCCAAAUUCUUCAAUAACAGAUGAAACAUCACAAACCCAACAAGAACAAAAAAAAAAUGAAGAAGAAUUGGAACUACAAAGAACUAAAAAAAGGAAAAUUAAAACCAUUUUAAUAUCAUUUAUUCCAUUUUUAACAAUUGCUAUCAUUAUUGCACUAAUUUUGAUUUUUAAUAGAAAUUUAUUAUUUAAAUAA
Molecule: messenger RNA, 687 nt
Organism: Dictyostelium purpureum
Lineage: Eukaryota; Evosea; Eumycetozoa; Dictyosteliales; Dictyosteliaceae
Exons: 1
Coding region: 1-687 (228 amino acids)
Source: RefSeq, a predicted model, not a curated record